UCAGACUAACGUUAAAGUUGUGCUUUUAGUGUAGCGAUUCAUCAUCGCUGCUCCGUGAAUCCAAGCGCUCAUUCUUGAGUACACACAUCUUCCUGAUAAGCCCACAACCCUCGCCGUCUCUACAUAAAGACUACUUCGUCAAAAGUAAACAGAUGAGCGUUUUAUGACGUCCGGAACCAGUCCGGCGUCAGACCCGGACCGACCCAGCCGACCUUAGCGAUCCUCGUACGGCCGUUGUGAGUCCGUCAUGUGCGUGUGUAUGUGAAGAUGGACGCGUUUAAAGAGCACUACCGGGACAUCGAUGCGGUGACGUUACACAUCAUGGAAGGGGAGGUGUCCUCCAGUCUGUACUGCGGCUCGGUUCCAGACUUGGACUCCUGCGCAGCCGGCCUGGUCGAAGCCUUCCUGGUGGAGCUGUACCGCUGCCGGUUGUGCCAGUUCACCAGCUCGCUGAAGAAAACCAUGAACAGACACAUCCUGGACUCCCACGAUGACCCCAGCCUGGAGGAGGUGGGAGGAGGAGGAGUAAGGAGAAGGGACCAUCUGAGCCAAAGUGGUUCCCCUUAUGAUCUGGACCAGGACCUGAACACCGAGUCCAAGCACAGUGAUGAAGACCCUAUGGACCACAUGGGUCUGGAGCGCAUGCCCUUCCUCCUGCCCAUGUAUGGUAUCUUACCCAACAUCAGCCCCCGCUCAUGUGAAAUGGGUCUGGGGUCCAACGUGGAUGGAAACCUCCAGGUGGCCCAGACUUGUGAGGUGAGCACUCUGUUUGAAGAGGGGGUGGGGGAUGAAGAGGAGGAAGAGGAGUCCAUGUUUCCACUGAAGGGGAGCUCCGUGGCUCUGUCGUGUACCAUAAUGCACCCGAAACACCAGGACGAGGAGAUGGCCCAGUCCGCCCACCUCAUGACCCUUGGUCUCUGCCGCAUCUCCACCAACAAACCAGCAGCAGCCGUGACCUCGCCGUUAGAAAGCCGCCUGUGUUUGUCUGCUGGUGGCCAGAAGGACUCGGACGUGUUCCUGAGUAAGAAGGGGAAGCCAGCAUCCUACCAGCUCAACAAUGUAAAGGAGUGCAGGGAAGCAGCCAGCCAGCAGGGGGAAGCAGGGAGGAGGCAGUCGCUGUUGUGUGCCGCUGAUCUCCCCAACAAACUGCAGGUCCACACGCUCCCCCACCUCCAAUGCAGCCCGAGGAGGGACAGCUGGGAGGCGACGGACAAGCACUGCAAGAGGAAGAGGAGGCUGUCCAGAGACGCUGACCGGCAGCGCUGCGACUACAAAGGGGCGCCUUGUGACACACGACACAAACACACUUUGUCCAAGCACGACUGCCUUACAAACAGCCAGACAGAGCCUCCGUCCUCCAGGCUCGACCGGUGUGUCCCCAUGAAAGACAGCAUGGAGGAGCCGGGUGACUCCCAGGAGACUCGGGUUGUGAAGACAGACACAUGGUGCCAUGUCAGAAAUGGAGGGAUGAAGAGGAAAAAUGGAAGAAAGGGCAAAGAAGAGAAGAGAGAUGUUGCGAGCUGCAGGAGGAGAGCGUUCUGCUGUUCUCUCUGUAACAGGAAGUUCAGCACCAAGCUGACUCUGCGCCGUCACAUAGGAAUCCAUCAGGGCGAAAAGCCGUACGAGUGUCCUCACUGUGACUACCGCAGCCGGCUGAAGGCCUCGCUGGUACAACACAUCCGCACACACACAGGAGAGAAACCGUACAGAUGUCCUGAGUGUCCGUAUGCUUCUAUUGACCGCAGCUCCCUACGCCGCCACUCCCGGACACACACACGGGAGAAACCCUACCACUGUCAGUACUGCUCAUACAGCAGCAUUCAGAAGAAAAGUUUGGAUCUCCAUGCACGCCGUCACCACACAGGCGAGUCGUUUCCAUGCCAGCUGUGUCAGUACUCCAAUCCAGACCGCCAGCUGCUGUUACGUCAUGUUCGCAAGUAUCACAGCUCCUCCCAGCAUGCACUGGGGCAGCAGCAGGCAUCGCUACAGGACCCAGACAUCGCUGAUAAAGUCACAGCAACACAGAGCUAACUUUAAACUUUGGUUAUCUCAACAGCAACGUGAGGCUACCAACAUGCAGUUUCACACAGUCCACCGUUGUUGCCUAGUGGGAGCUGACCAGUCUUCUGCAGUCGGUCACUGGUCAGCUCCUGUCAUU
Lampris incognitus (smalleye Pacific opah) is the source of this 2158-nucleotide messenger RNA. Its product is annotated as zinc finger protein 37. The record is from RefSeq and is a predicted model, not a curated record. Bases 268 to 2031 code for a protein of 587 amino acids. Lineage: Eukaryota; Metazoa; Chordata; Actinopteri; Lampriformes; Lampridae. Gene Ontology annotation, biological process: regulation of transcription by RNA polymerase II. The transcript has 7 exons. Gene Ontology annotation, molecular function: RNA polymerase II transcription regulatory region sequence-specific DNA binding; DNA-binding transcription factor activity, RNA polymerase II-specific. Gene Ontology annotation, cellular component: nucleus.